CGGUAGAUACAGCUGGUAUUUGACUGAUUCCUGGUCAUUACAAGACAUUUGUUGUAUAAAGAUGGAUAAGGGGCGUCCAACGCAUUUGUCUCCCUCUUUACUGACCUCCUACUCCAACAGAAUGGAAGGCCCAAGCGAAGACGGCAUUCGGUGUGGUAAAUGGCUUCUCCGACCAACCUGUGUUCGAAGACGUAGAGGCCAACCACUGUCACUGAAAUUCGAACCCUCAACUCCAACUUCGGAGAGGAAAAGACGUGCUUCAUCUCCUACGCCCUCGGCAAACUCAUUCACCGGCGAGCACUGUGUCCAAGUGCCUAUGAUGAGUCGUAAAAAACUCGAUGCCAACAAUUGGAGCUAUGAGAACACCAAAAUUUUCCUCCAAAUUAUGCUAGAAGAGGCGAGGAAAGACCAUUCAACAAACUCAAAGAAAACUCUCAAGUUUAAUCCCCUAGAAUGGGCGGCAAUCCUAGAGGAGUUAAAGAAGAGGACACAUAAGACUGACUACACCCUUAUUAAGAUCCAUCAGAAAUUUGACCACCUGAAUAAAGACUAUAGGCUAUUCAAAGACCUGACCGAGCGAAGUGGGUUGGGUUGGGACCCGGUUAGUCAAACCGUCACUGCAUCGGCGGAAUUGUGGGUAACGAAUUUGCAGAUAAACCCUAGAUAACCAUGAUU
Molecule: messenger RNA, 675 nt
Organism: Rhododendron vialii
Lineage: Eukaryota; Viridiplantae; Streptophyta; Magnoliopsida; Ericales; Ericaceae
Exons: 3
Coding region: 62-667 (201 amino acids)
Source: RefSeq, a predicted model, not a curated record